AUGCGGUUAAACAUUCUGCUAGCAUUUCUUGCGGCCUUUGUGGCUGCCGUUCAAGCUCAGAAUGCGCUUGAGGCUUUGGCAUCACAUAUGCCAAAGUGCGCUCUAAAAUGUUUUAUGGAAGAGCUUCCCAAGUCUACCUGUGCGACAAACCUCACUUCAGAGUGCUUGUGUACCAAUGACGCGCUCAAUGCUGCGGUGGCCGUCUGCUCCUCGAAGACAUGCACUGUAUACGAGCUCAUGCAAACAAAGAAUGUGAGCAACCAGGGCUGCGGAGUGCCUGUCCGUUACAAAGGCGAUACGUUCCUUGGUGCUGGCUAUGCCGGAUGUAUCUUGGCUAUAAUGGCCUUCAUCCUAAGGAUGUUUGCCAGUAUAGGCAAAAACGGCCGCCAGGUAUCAUGGGAUGACCUCACAAUGGGAAUCGUGCUCUGUCUUGCCAUACCUCCCGCCGUAUUUGGUCACUUCCUGGUCGCGAACGGUCUUGGACGAGAUAUAUGGACGUUGAAAGACUACCAGAUCACCAACGUCCUGUACUACUACUUCCUGGGAGAGAUAUUCUACGUCACCGGUCUAGGUAUCUCCAAGAUCUCCAUCCUCUUCUUCUACCUGCGCGUCUUUCCGGCAAAGAGCUUUCGAAUCCUUACAUACAGCGUGAUGGCUGUAUGUGCGCUAUACACAGUGGCUUUCUUCUUCGCAACCCUCUACCAAUGUCGACCCAUCAGUUUGGCCUGGACCCAGUGGGAUGGACUACACGAGGGCACAUGCAACGACAUUCAUCUUCAAGGUUGGAUCGCGGCUGCUAUCAACAUCUUCUUGGAUGCUGUAGUAAUGGCGCUCCCAAUGAAACAUCUGGUAGGGCUAAACAUGAGUCUGAAGAAGAAGCUCAUGGUCAUGGCCAUGUUUGGUGUUGGUAUCUUCGUCAUUAUCAUCUCGGUCAUCCGUCUGGAAUCGCUCAUUCACUUCUCGAACACGCAAAACAUCACCUGGGAUUACGUGGACGCCGGUUUGUGGAGUCUUAUCGAGAUCGAUGUUUCGAUCAUUUGCGGAUGCAUGCCGGCUCAUCGAAUGUUGAUUGCCAAGUUCUGGCCAAAGAUAACAUCGACAUUCGCGUCAAGCAGGAACACCUCGACUAAAGGCACUUCGAAUAGCAAAGGAUCAAAGUUCAGCACCAACAACAGCACGACUGGCGGUCAGGAGAAAUCAGUACGUCUCUCCAUCAAACCUAAAGCAGGAGACGAAGGCCAAUUUAUCCCGUUAGACGAUAUGGACGACAACAGUGACCGAGCCCAUUUGACGAGGGCGCAACAUCCCGAAAGAGACUCUGGUGGCUGGAUCAUACAGACUCAUGAAGUGGAAGAAUGGGGGAAGCCGCCCACGACGGGAGUGGAACAUGUUUGA
Molecule: messenger RNA, 1395 nt
Organism: Alternaria alternata
Lineage: Eukaryota; Fungi; Ascomycota; Dothideomycetes; Pleosporales; Pleosporaceae
Exons: 5
Coding region: 1-1395 (464 amino acids)
Source: RefSeq, a predicted model, not a curated record